Austrofundulus limnaeus is the source of this 2007-nucleotide messenger RNA. RefSeq names its product sulfatase modifying factor 1 (gene sumf1). Gene Ontology annotation, molecular function: formylglycine-generating oxidase activity. Gene Ontology annotation, biological process: protein oxidation. Gene Ontology annotation, cellular component: endoplasmic reticulum. Lineage: Eukaryota; Metazoa; Chordata; Actinopteri; Cyprinodontiformes; Rivulidae. The record is from RefSeq and is a predicted model, not a curated record.
UUUGCGGAAGUCAAGUUCCGACAACAACAUGAGCGGYUCCUGACCCGUGAUAGUUCAGAAUGGUUCGCUGUUUUCUCAUACUUUUCGCCGCUGGUUUUGUGAACGAGGCUUUUUGUCUUCAGGAUUCAUGCGAGCGGGAGCAGGAACCCGUCUCCACGGGAGAAGCCAGAGGCUGCGGCUGUGAGAAACUGAGAAGAGCCACUGCUGAGGGCAGGACGGCGUCCGACAACCCGGCUGGUAAAUACUUUACGGCGGCCAACGAGGUGAGGACUGGGGUCAAAAAUGAAGAGGAGAAGAAACCGCAAAAUCAGGUGGCUGCUGCCCCCUGGUGGCUUCCAGUCAAAGGGGCCAACUGGAAGCACCCUGAGGGUCCAGACUCCAACAUCACAGACAGGAUGGAUCAUCCUGUUGUUCACGUCUCCUGGGCAGACGCUGUCGCCUUCUGCACCUGGGCCAACAAGAGACUUCCUACUGAGGCAGAAUGGGAGUAUGCCUGCAGGGGUGGAUUAAAAGACAGACUUUACCCCUGGGGAAACAAGUUGAACCCAAAAGGGCAACACUACGCCAACCUCUGGCAGGGGGAUUUCCCCGUACUCAACUCUGGAGAGGACGGAUACGUCAAAACCUCACCGGUGAUGUCUUUUCCAGCUAAUAGUUUUGGUCUGUAUGACAUCGUGGGGAAUGUUUGGGAGUGGACCUCAGACUGGUGGACUGUGCACCACACAACAGACCCGCAGCACAACCCAACAGGUCCUCCUUCAGGCAAAGACAAAGUGAAGAAAGGCGGCUCAUACAUGUGCCACAAGUCUUACUGUUACAGAUACCGAUGUGCAGCUCGAAGCCAGARCACUCCAGACAGCUCAGCAUCGAACCUGGGUUUUCGCUGUGCUUCUCAGGAGAAACAAUAGCCUGAGCUGAACUUGAACACAAAACCUCCUCUGCUGUUUAGCUGCUGUGGGUGAACCCAUCAAMCCAGCAUUUAAAACUGAUAACAAAUCCAGUAUCUUCCAGUACUACUUCAAGGUUGUAUGUUCAGAGAUGGCAUCCUGCAAACAUCUGUAAUGCGUUUUUGUGCCUUUUCUGUCAUUACAUACCAGUCGGUCCAUUGUCCUCUGACAUUAGCAAGGCUUUUCUGCCAACACAAAUGCCUCAUUGAAUUUUUUCUCAUUUGUUUUAUUUUUCGUCAUUCUGACAUACCUUCACCACAUCUACAGUACAUGCCUAAAGGCAUUGACUUGCUGCCAUGUGAUUGWCCGAUUAGCUAUUUUUACCUAUAAAAAGUAUUCACCCCUUCUAUGUUUAUACUUUUAUUGCUGUUAUAAAAUCAACCAUAGUCAAUUUAAAGUGGCCUUUUUUUCAAAAAAAAAUCGACCCCCACCCCCCAGAAAAAGGUGUCAAAGUGAAAUCCGAGUAAUAUCAAUUAAGGAAAAAGUAUAAUGCCAAGACUUUAAUGUGGGAAAUAUUUUAUGCAGUCCUUUUUUCACCGUUCAUAUGUUUAUUGAUUUUAUAUUAAUCUGUAAAAAAAAAUUAAUUCACAAGUUUUUUUUUGUUUGCUUGUUUUUUUUAUUUGUUUUGUUUUUUGUCAAAAAAGCCAGUUCAUAUUGACAGUGACUGACUUGAAAAUAGCAAGAAAAGUUUUUGUUGUUAUUGUAAGCUCAAGACCAGUUAAAGUAAAAACUAUACAUUUAUCCUUGUAUAAUAGUGUGAAGUUGCUGUAAAACUUCAUAAAGAUUUUUGCAAACACAUCACCCUUCACUUUGGACAAACAUUAUGAAUUGCUCCAGCUGCACAUUUUUAUUUUAAAAACUUUAUUUAAUAGUUGUUAAUUUUGCUUCACUUUGCAAUUCUGCCAAUUGUUGAAUAUUUAAAUGCUUUGUUUCUAAAAGCUUUGCCAGUUUUUCCAUUCAUCAUGUAGUGAUGAGAMAUAACCACCAGGGGGCAGCACGUGUUAAUGAAUAACUUUUAAACAUGUACAAAUUGUUUUUUUAUAUGAACUAAACUGAUUUA